Molecule: messenger RNA, 1580 nt
Organism: Caenorhabditis sp. 36 PRJEB53466
Lineage: Eukaryota; Metazoa; Nematoda; Chromadorea; Rhabditida; Rhabditidae
Source: the annotation of a GenBank genome assembly
AUGUCGAUGGACCUGGACCCAGUUCCAGGUCUCCCUCUCUUGUCCACACUCUUCUGUAACUCAACCACUGUCAAGAAGAAGACGACGGUGAAAUGUGCAUUUCCGGAUGUGCUGUACACGAAAAAAACGUUGUACGGUGGCGCCAUUGGAGCAGGAAUCAGUGUACUCGAGCUCGCGCUGAUCGCCGUAUUCAUCCUCCUCUGCUUCAAAAUCAAACACGACGUCACCAAAGUGUUUCUGAGCAUCGUCUAUAUUCCACUCGGGCUCUCCUCGGUUUUUAAGAUGGCUCUGGCCGUCUACAGUAUUCUAGAAGGGGCUUAUGGUUGGUGUUAUAUGGUUUUUCUGAUGUUCUACAACUGGCUCUACACCACUGCCGUUCUGAACACAUGCAUCGGUUCCAUUCUCUACCUUUGUGCUCUGAUCAUUGUGGCAAGGAAACGGCAGAACUUCAAGCCUUGUGAUUCCUGGUCAGUUUUCGGUAUUCGUUGGCGGUUAGUUAGAGUUUAUUUCAGGAUCUCCUACUUUUCUGUCCUUUUCUUCUCCGCCCUCCUCUCCGGCUCCUACCACUUUGUCUCCUAUCAAUGGAACCAACUUCCGGCGGCUUCUCUCUUCUUCACCUAUAUCCUAGCCACCAUCGGAAUCGUUGCAGAGCUUCUUGUGGUAGACCCAUUAUAUGAUCUUUCUUUGACUUUCAACAUUCAGUGUCUAUGCGUCGGUUUGCUAUGCUCCAGACGACCCAACAGUUCGGAUGUUGUCGUGUUGAGCGGAGACCCGGUGGUGGACGAUGCCCGGAGCCGUCUGGCAUGGGGCUCAUUGGCUGUGAUCAUCAUGAAUGUGCCAAUGUGGUUCGAGAUGUGUAAGUUUUCUACCAGACACAUCGAAGGUUACAGUAGUCCCCUCCUAGGCACCUGUUUCAUGUUAAUUGAAAUUUAUUCUUAUUCUUACCUACAGUAAUCAGCUUUUCACCUGGAAAUUGUCUCAUUCUCACCUGCGAGGCUCCAAUUACUCGAAUUCCAGAUGUGAAAAUAGUCGAGUUGUUCACUCCGUACCUCUGGGAUUCCGAUGACGAAAAGACUGUCUACUACACGGCGCAGGCGAUCGAACUGCUCACUUUCGAUAUCGUCCGAAUCUUCCUGAGCUUCUUCAUGCUUCUUGCGCUCUUUUUGACCGUUUCCGCAAGAUUUGCCAUUGACCUCUGGCUUCAACGAAAACCGCAUCCGAUGGAUACUCAUAGCCACUCGAAGCAUGCUUCCCAACAGGCUCACAACAAGGUGUUCAUUGCAAAUCAAAACCAGCCGCUUCUUAUGGAAACUGGAGAGAAGAAGGAGCAUCAUCACCAUCAGCACGAAAAGAAGUCCCCGCCACCGCCGACACCUCCAGACCACAAGAUUGCGCCUCAGCCGACCAUCGCUCCGCCAGCUGCUCCGAUUCCAAAUCAAGUUCCUCCACAGUACCCCGGAAUCGGAUUCGCGCCCGGAAUGCUCCAAUUGCCGCACAAUAUGCAAACGACCAUCGUGUAUACUCCCGCAAUGGCAUAUGAGAAUGUGAAUGGGCAGAUUGCGGUGGAGCAGUUGAAAUAA